GGUCCUGUCACGCCUCACCGGAGGAGGAAGAGCCUGUUCGGAUGCGAGGGAGCCGCGGACAGCUGGCUGAACAGCGGCCGCAGCGCAGGGACAACCCGGGGACACUGACGCUUGGGUUCGACCCGUUCUGGUUCCUUGUUCCUCGGAUGCAGCCACACGCCCAUGCGAUGCUGUCGGUGGACGUCUCUGCUGUCAGAGUCCAGGUUCGGUUAUUAUAGUAAAUGCAAAGUGUUAGAAUAAACAAAGCGGUUGUGGUGGAACACGCCAACUGGGACUGGAUACUACAGCUAUAGCCUAUAAAUAACGUUAUUAUUAUUAUUAUUAUGGGGUGGCGACCCAUUGAUAGAGACGACAUGGAAAUGGAGUGGAUCUCUUCUUCAUGGCAUUAUUACACUGUAACGCUGCUGCUGCGAUGCCUCCAUGCAAACCUUCACUGACUCUAUCCUCCGCCUUAUUUACACCGUGCGACUGUUUCUGUAGUGGACAUUUAGAAAUUCGCACCUUCUCCUGCAUGAGACGAUUGAUGGACUGAUUGAUUGAUUGAUUGACUGAUUGAUUGAUUGAUUGAUUGAUUGAUUGAUUGAUUGAUUGAUUGAUUGACUGAUUGACUGAUUGACUGACUGAUUGGUGAUCUGCAACUACACUGCGUGCAGAGAGAGCAACAGGAUAAUAAGCAGAACUGGCAGCAUCCCUUCACCACUGCACACCAGUGUCUCCUCCGGUCCAGGACCAGUCUCCAUCUCAGAUGUAGCCCGGCAGAGGCAACUGAAGCAGGCCGCUGCACACACACACGCAGGGGACAAGGAACCGGCUCCGUGCCUGCAGGAUUUAGCCCGGACCGGCUCGGACUCGUCGGGAUGUAGGGCGAGCAUCCGCGGAUGUUUCCAAACGCAGCACAUAGAGGAGGAAAAACAGCUCAUAAUCACCGAGAUGGCAGGCGGGGGAGGUGCGUCUACUCCGGGCUGGAUGAGAAAUAAUGAGGACCCUUGCUCAGAGGAUUUCACCCAGCUCACGCACAGACUGCUGUUUUUAUUGGCCCCAUAAAUAGUCUAUAUUCCAUACUAGGAUUCAUCCUACGAUCAGAGUGUCUCUAUGGCUCUCAAAGUCGAGACACACUAGUUUCCAAUGGGAUGAGGUUGUGUGUUUUUUUUAGACUAAGAGGUUCAAAGAUGUAGCUUUUGUUAAAUUCCUAGCAAUGUAGGGAAUCCAUAAUAAGUAUGCAACUGUUUUUUUUAACUCUAGAUUUGUCUCUGUGAUCAGGACCUCUUCACACUGACUUCACCGGACCUGCUGCUUCUUAGAUAAACUCAUAUUCACAUCUACUGGGAGAGCAGCUUUUUAAAGGACUCCAUCGUGGAAACAAUCAAUGAGGUUUACACUCAUAGAUCUGCUCUGCUCAGAGUCACUGUUUGACCUGGUGUACAUUGUCCCUAAAUGAACUUGCCCUUGGGGAUACAUGUUACUUACACACUGCAUAGCAACAGCACAGAAGCAACCAGGGACAGGAUUUGGCACAGUUUCAGCAGAGAGAUGUUGUGAUGGGGGGGAGCAGUUUCAGCUCUCUGAUCCUCUGAUCCCCUCUCCCCCCCGCUGGUGGUCGAGGACCCUUCGUCUCAGUCAAUGGGCUCUGUAUGGAUUUUGAGCCUAAGUUGACAGUGGACAGGCCGACAGCGUCAAAGAGCAGCCAGGCCACCAUGCACCCGUACGGGAGAGCGGGCAGCACAGCAGCCCCCAUGUCCUGCUCCAGCUGUGGGGGCUCCUGCUCCCCACCUCCCCCCGGCCUAAUCCCGCCUGGACCCCCCUACACUACCUCCUCCUCAUCCUUCAUGCCCCUGAAUAUGACCCCUCCUCCGCCAAUGUGUCCGGCUCCAGUUGCCCAGGUGGAGAACGGCCGCAGCUGGAACUCCUCCACCCUCUCUUCCUCUGGCUCCCCAGACUCCCACCCUGGUCCCCGAUGUGGAGCCAACAACCCCAACCCCUACUGGACGGCAGUGUUCGACUAUGAGGCCACAGCAGAUGAGGAGUUAACCCUUCGACGUGGGGACCUCCUUCAGGUUCUCUCUAAAGACUCCAAAGUGUCCGGGGACGAGGGUUGGUGGACGGGUAAGAUCCAGGACAAGGUGGGUAUCUUUCCAAGCAACUACGUCACGAAAGGGGACGCUGCUAGCUACCAGCAGCUGACCGCAGGUGGGCUGGUGGCAGGUGGGGUGGGGGAAUGCCCCUUGGAAGUAGACUUCUCAGAACUGCUCCUGGAGGAGGUGAUAGGAGCCGGUGGAUUUGGGAAAGUAUACAGAGGAGUGUGGCGAGGAGAGGAAGUGGCUGUAAAGGCUGCUAGGCAAGACCCUGAUGAGGAUAUCAGUGUCACAGCCGAGAGCGUGCGCCAGGAAGCCCGGCUGUUCUGGAUGCUCCGGCACCCCAACAUUAUUUCAUUGCGUGGUGUCUGCCUGGGGGAGCCCAACCUGUGCCUAGUGAUGGAGUACGCCCGAGGAGGGGCUCUGAACCGGGCCCUGGCUGGAAAGAAGAUUCCUCCGAGGGUUCUGGUGAACUGGGCGGUCCAGGUUGCCACAGGGAUGGACUACCUGCACAACCAGGCAUUCGUAUCUAUCAUCCACAGAGACCUGAAGUCCAGCAAUAUCCUCAUUCUAGAGCCAGUGGCGCGGGACGACCUGUACGGGAAGACCCUGAAGAUCACAGACUUCGGUCUGGCCAGAGAAUGGCACCAGACCACCAAGAUGAGUGCGGCAGGGACGUAUGCCUGGAUGGCGCCCGAGGUCAUCAAGCUCUCCCUCAUCUCCAAGAGCAGCGACGUGUGGAGUUUUGGCGUGUUACUCUGGGAGCUGCUGACCGGCGAGGUUCCGUACCGGGAGAUAGACGCACUGGCCGUAGCUUACGGAGUCGCCAUGAACAAGCUAACGCUUCCAGUCCCCUCGACCUGCCCUGAACCUUUUGCUCAGCUGCUGGCAGAAUGCUGGAGCCCCAACCCCCACAGCAGGCCGUCGUUCACCAACAUCCUGAUGCGGCUGCUGGCCAUCGAGCAGUCGGCCAUGUUCCAGAUGCCUCUGGAGUCGUUCCACUCCUUACAAGAAGACUGGAGGCUGGAGAUCCAGCAGAUGUUUGACGAGCUCCGGGCCAAAGAGAAGGAGCUGAGGUCCUGGGAGGAGGCGUUGGCUCGAGCGGCCGAGGAGCAGAGGGAGCAGGAGGAGCAGCUGAGGAGGAGAGAGCAGGAGCUGGCUGAGAGGGAGAUUGACAUCGUGGAGCGAGAGCUGAACAUCAUCAUCCACCAGAUGUACCAGGAGAAACCCAGCGUGAAGAAGAGGAAGGGCCACUUCAAGAAGAGCAGACUCCUGAAGCUGGGCCGAGACAGCAACUGCAUCAGCCUGCCCUCUGGAUUUGAGCACAAGAUCACAGUGCAGGCGUCUCCCAGUGUGGACAAGAGGAAGACCCAGGGCAGCGAGAGCACCACCCCCCCUGCCAGCCCAGGAGUCAUUCCCCGGCUGAGAGCCAUCAGAUUGACACCGAGCGAUGGCAGCAAGACGUGGGGACGCAGCGCCGUGUGCAAGAAGGAAGACCUGGCGACCAACAAGAAGAAAGGAAGAACCUGGGGGCCGAGCUCCACCCACCAGAGGGAGAGGCUCGGGGGGGAGGACAAGCUGAAAUCUCUGGGUGAGGGAAGUAAAGUUUGGUCGUCCAGUGCCCCAAACCUGGGAAAGUCCCCCAAACACGCCCCCAUGACUGCUGGCUUCUCCAGCCUGAACGAAAUGGAGGAGUGCAGUGAGUUUGAGGAGUCACCGGGCUCCCUGCAGCCGUCAGAGAGCAGCAGUAAUGGGGCUGCAGACGACUCGGGGUCUCUGUGGAGCAGCUUGGGCCCCAGCACCAUGCCUGCUGUGGGUGUGUCUACUACGAGCACAGGUCACGGCCCUGGAGGCCCGGGAUCGGGGGUGAGCUACCAGGACUCGCUCCGGCGCUGCAACCAGAGGAAGAAGAGCGACCUGCUGCUGAUGGGCUGUGCCUCUCUGCUGGCGUCCGUCGCCUUCGGACACGACCUGCUGCAGCUGGGAAAACUGCAGGUGCUUCAGGACGAGCAGGACCUCAGAGAGGAGCAGAGGAAGAAGAAGGACGGUCUCUUCCAGCGGACGGGACGCUUCCGGCGCAGCACGUCUCCCCCCAGCAGGAACCUGUCCCUGUCCCUGUCCAGACACCAGGACUCCUCGCUGCCCUGCUUGGACCCCUCCCCCUCUGUGACACUCCUCUCUCUCUCCUCCCUGUCCGACUGCAACUCCACAAAGUCCCUCCUCCCCUCAGACCCGGACGAGUACUCCCUGACCCCCUCGACAGGAGUCAAGACGCCGGCGGCUCCUCCGGCCCCUCACCUCAACCCGCUGUUGGACCUGCGGGCGGAGAGCUUCAAGAAGGAGCCCAACCAGUCGCUCACGCCCACCCACGUGUCUGCCACCAUGGCCCUGAACAGAGGGCACAGACGCACCCCCUCAGAGGGGGCGAUACGACCCCGAGCCCAAACCCUGGGACACCGCAGGACUCCGUCGGACGGGAGCAUGCCCAUGCCUCCUCCACCGGGGGCGCCGCACAUCAAAGGAAACAAAGGUACACAGGACUCCCUGGACAUCCCUCGCCUCCCCAACCCCUCCACCAUCUUCCCGAUCCCCCAGCGGCGCAAAGCCCCGGCUCCACCCAUCCCCGUCCCGGAUCCUCUCAUCAGUCCCCCGGAGAGACCCAAGACGCUGGAGUUUGCCCCCCGGCCGCGGCCCACCCCAGUCAGGAUGAGAGCCGACCCCUGGAAGCUGGGCUCUCUCUCCCGGACCCUGAGCUCGUCGCCGGGCAGCAGCUGCGACAGCCCGCUCGGCUCCGGGGACAGCGGCGCUGGCCCGGUGCGGCCCAGCCUGAUGGACAUGGACAUGGAGGGACAGAAUUUAGACCCCACCAUCCCUCUGUGUGGAAAGCAGAAGCCUGCCACUCUGUGUGGACAGCAAUACUCAUAGUGAAACAUUUAAACGUGUCCCAGGACGUUAGAGCUGGAGAAUAAAGAAUGCCUUCUGAUGUCUGAGCCGAGCAAAGUGCACUCGCUGAAGUUCGCAAAAACGAACCUGUCCUGUUUUAGGCACUUACUGGAAGCCAUCCCUCUCAUGUGCACAUUUAGCGUCCUAAUAAGGUGGCAGCAAGCCUUCCCCUGCAGCGCUCUCUCACCUGUAGACACUGAGGGACCACAGAGGUCUCGUUAAAGCCUUCCUCACCUGCACUACUUCCCUCCUUCCUCGGACGCCAUCUCUACCUGCAUCUACGUGACCAGGUUACAUUUUCCUCUGAGACUCACGACCUUCUUAAAGCCAGUCGAAUGCUUAAAGGGCCACUUGUUUGACUUUGCUAAAUGUUCACUUCAAUGCAUCUGCUUGUGCGUCUGCCGCCCGUCUGUGUAGCCGCUUCACUUCCUGCUCGCCUCGUCCUUUUCUCUCUCUCCCACUCCACAGAAAUCUCCCAUCGUUCACGCUUUCACCCAAACAUUCACUUUCAUCGUUUCAGGAGUUUUUCCAUGAGAAAAACAAGAGCUAGACUUUUUUUUUGUAACUUCCUCACAGAAGAGUGUUCUUGUUCUUAUUUUGCACGCUGGUUUUUCUGCCGGACCACAAACAUCUCCCACAAUUCCUCACGUGUCAUCUCGUCAUCCACUUCCUUCCAAGACUAAAACAGGAAAAAGCCUUUUUUCCCCCAAAGCACUGGACGGGAGAUCUCCUCAGCCUUGUACAUUUAAAAUCAUAGAGUUUAUUUUCUCAGUGCUUGCACCACCCCUGCCGCGAACCUGUCAGCGGAAGUGUUUUUCUAUUGGUUUGGCAGACCAGGUGUGUGUCUCUGUGUGUGAGAGUGUGUAUAUUAACUGUACGUGUGUGGAUGAACAAAACUGGUUCCUAUGUGUGUACUGGUGCUUUUUUAGUGCAUGUUGUUUUACGUAUGAAUGAUCGGAGCACUUCUUCAGUAAGACCGCACACACAUCCUCGGCUGUUUGUCCUUUUUUCUUUUUUUUUAUUAAGAAACCGUUCCUCACUAACAGUCAGUAGCACCCUAACGAACGCCAACUAACACUGGACAACCAGAAUAGAAAACACUGAGGGGAAACUAAAAAGAAAACUACCUGAUUUCAACGCCAACCUCAUGUUUUAUGUGGGAUCGUUUGGAAGCGUCGCCUUCUCUCCUCUGACCUGCUCCGUUCGGCAUUGGUCACCCCCCCCCCACAACCAGUUCGGCGCUGUGGACCAGUGGCUCUCGCCGCCGCCGACCAAUCAACCUUUAUCUCCGCAGUCGUUUUCGUACAGUGGACAGUGCGUCUUUUGGGCGGCAGAUGGUAUUUUACUUGACUGUGCAAGUUUCUCUCGGUGAGUGUGUGAGCGUGAACAUGAGUGUGUGUUAUUGUUUAUAUGGGAUCUUGACAAUCCCGUUUGUUCGAAGGGCGAGCCCAAAAAGUUCAUUCUUCGCGUGUGGUUAAGAACACUGAGUAUUUAUUAUUAAAUUUAUUGUUAUUAUCGGUAAAGGAUUAAUUAUUAUUAUUAUUAUUAUUACAAUGCUCUUCCUGGGAUGUCUGUAUAUAUUUGUUAACAUAACAGGAAACACCAAGGAGAACCUUGAAAACUGCUCACUGAAACGUCCAUGUUGUCUCCAGUCUCAUCUGUGACAUUACAUUUUCUUCGAUGAGGAAUACGGCGAGAAAUGUGAUGAAUGAGAGAUGAAUAAAAAAGAAAGAAAGAAAGAAAGAUUCAU
Limanda limanda (common dab) is the source of this 6765-nucleotide messenger RNA. It is a transcript of the gene map3k10, whose product is annotated as mitogen-activated protein kinase kinase kinase 10. NCBI's taxonomy places the organism in Eukaryota, Metazoa, Chordata, Actinopteri, Pleuronectiformes, Pleuronectidae. Gene Ontology annotation, biological process: protein phosphorylation; positive regulation of apoptotic process. The record is from RefSeq and is a predicted model, not a curated record. The coding region runs from base 1632 to 4997 and encodes 1121 amino acids. Gene Ontology annotation, molecular function: ATP binding; JUN kinase kinase kinase activity; protein binding. The transcript is spliced from 11 exons.